Molecule: messenger RNA, 3291 nt
Organism: Epinephelus fuscoguttatus (brown-marbled grouper)
Lineage: Eukaryota; Metazoa; Chordata; Actinopteri; Perciformes; Serranidae
Product: dihydrolipoyllysine-residue succinyltransferase component of 2-oxoglutarate dehydrogenase complex, mitochondrial-like
Exons: 15
Coding region: 79-1437 (452 amino acids)
Biological process (GO): tricarboxylic acid cycle
Cellular component (GO): oxoglutarate dehydrogenase complex
Molecular function (GO): dihydrolipoyllysine-residue succinyltransferase activity
Source: RefSeq, a predicted model, not a curated record
UCGCGCGUGGUAGCAACGCGCUUCCGCACCGCUCCACCAACUGCUGUCAGAUAAGACACACAGCCGCUAGCCAGCGCCAUGUUAUCACGGUCCAGAUGUGCAUACCAGACGCUUGGUCGCUCUCUGUCGGCGAUGAGCCAGGCCAAUAAUGUGCUGGUCCGACAAAGUACAUCAGGCCUCCCUGUCUGCAGGCGACUAGUUUACAGGAAUUCUCAGUCAUGUGAAUUUCCAUCAUCAGCGAAUGUCUUCCACAUCAGAUACUUCAAGACAUCUGCUGUUCACAGGGAUGAGGUUGUCACAGUCAAAACUCCUGCAUUCGCAGAAUCUGUUUCAGAGGGAGAUGUGAGGUGGGAGAAAGCUGUGGGCGACUCAGUGACAGAAGAUGAAGUGGUGUGUGAAAUUGAGACGGACAAGACCUCAGUACAGGUCCCCGCUCCAGCAGCUGGUGUCAUUGAGGAACUGCUGGUGCCUGAUGGAGGGAGGGUAGAAGGAGGGACGCCGCUCUUCAAACUCCGGAAAGGAGCUGUUGCUGCCAAAGCUGCUCCCUCCCCAGUUGCAGAGACACCGGCUGCAGCCCCUCCACCUCCUCCUCCACCACCACCUCCAACUUCAGCCCCCUCUGCCAUGCCUCCAGUGCCCCCGGUGCCACCACAGGCCGUUCAUGCCAAACCUGUUUCUGCCAUCAAGCCCACACCUGCAGCUCCGGCACCAGCUCCUCCAGCAGCAGGAAGCAGAGGAGAAAACAGGGUGAAGAUGAACCGUAUGAGGUUAAGGAUCGCCCAGAGGCUAAAAGAGGCUCAAAACACCUGCGCCAUGUUGACCACCUUCAACGAAGUGGACAUGAGCAACAUAAAGGAAAUGAGGAAACUCCAUCAAGAUGCCUUUGUAAAGAAACACAACAUCAAACUGGGUUUUAUGUCAGCGUUUGUGAAGGCAGCCGCAUACGCUCUGACUGACCAACCUGCUGUCAAUGCUGUUAUUGAUGAUACAACCAAAGAGAUUGUCUACAGGGAUUAUGUGGACAUUAGCGUCGCUGUGGCAACUCCAAAGGGUCUUGUUGUGCCGGUGAUCCGUAAUGUUGAGACCAUGAACUUCGCUGACAUCGAGAAAACCAUUAAUGCACUGGGAGAAAAGGCUCGUAAAAAUGAGCUUGCCGUUGAGGACAUGGAUGGAGGCACCUUUACCAUCAGCAACGGUGGCGUGUUUGGCUCCAUGUUUGGCACACCCAUCAUCAACCCCCCACAGUCUGCCAUCCUGGGCAUGCAUGGCAUCUUCGACCGACCUGUGGCCAUCAAUGGCCAGGUCGAGAUCCGGCCCAUGAUGUACGUGGCUCUGACAUACGACCACCGGCUCGUGGAUGGCAGAGAAGCGGUCACUUUCUUACGCAAGAUCAAAGCGGUGGUGGAAGAUCCACGAGUGCUGCUUCUGGACAUGUGAUGUUUCCACCACCACAUUACUCUUAUUUAAAGAUGCAUAAAAAUGGACUCCGUGUCACAAAACACGCACAAGAUCGCCAACACAACUAUUGCUGUCUUUUUAAAUAGUCUGACUGAACUGCAGGAGGGGAUAUUAAGGUCACAACACUCAUAUGGAGCUUAAAUACGUGGUAUUAUCUGUAAAUAAAUAUGCUUGAAAUGGGCUGUGGCUUGAUCAGCAGAGUAAAUAGAUUGUUCGCCAUCUUCUAUCAGUUAUUGUUUUGCUAUAUUGGAAUUUAGACGUGGGACGAGUCACAUUUACAUCACACGUCUCAGGACAAACAUUGGAACACAUAGGCAUAAAAUGGUGACGAUAACUCACAGACAGGUGUGUCAUUAUACCCAUGUGCUCUUCAGAUGGACAUAUGAAGCAAUAGACAAACACUCACUGCAACAAAAUGGCUUUUCCAGGCAGCAGUUGGCUUCCUGACUUUGUCCACUGCUCGUUAGUUAGUGCUCCUCCUGAGCCACUUUUUCCACAGCGGGGCCAAGCUGCGCUCACACAGAUUAGUUCAAGAUGUUUUUAAUGUAAACACAGGAUUGAAAGAAUUCUUUGGUUUGCUGCUACUCAUUGUUACUAGCAACAGUCUGGGGAAAAGAAUCAGCUACCAGGAAAGCAGGUUUUGUAUGAAACACGUGUCCCUGUGCCAUGUUUAGAGGUGACCUCAGUUAGAUUCCUGCUUCGCACAGUCGUCCAUGUCCUGUAUCAUUUCCGUUUUGUCUUAAAUCUGCCCUGCAGAUUGUUUGACCUUCAAAGUCUUACAAUGUUGAUCAAAUUGCUUUCAGCUUUCUUGUAAAACAGACACAUGAAUUCACUGUUCAUUAGCAGAAACUGUACAAAACACAAACCAAACACUAUUUGUUUUUUAACCUGUGUAUAUAUAUAUAUACAUACAUAUAUAGGGUGGUACAGGAAUGAGUCCUCAAAUACAGAAAUGACCUAGCGUUUUUGCACUUCCCUCGUCUCAAAGUCAAUGGGGUUUUGGAUAGAUACCUGAAAUAAGGUCUGUGGUUAACGCAAGUUUAAGGGCCCGUACACAUCGCGUUUUUUCUGCCCUCAACUUCAUUGUUUUCAAUGUAGACGCACAGCAGGUGCGCUCAAACGCCAGAGCGAUGCCAUCAGCUGUGCCCCGAGAUCAACGAUAAACUGAGUUCAACUUUUGGAAUGCAGCAGCGCGCACCGCAUGUAACGUGAAGAGAAACAUCAGUCUAUAAUAAAUACGGAAAAGUUGAUCAUUUUGGUGCAGAGCUUUCUGAACUUUACAUCAGUCCCAUGGACGAUGUGCCCACACACUUAUAAACAGCACCAGGAAGAAAAUCAGCUCUGCACUUAACAGUGCUUGUUAAGUUUGCUUAGCAACCUCAGAUGCCACCUGCUGCUGCGCUCUUGAAAGCUGGCACAAAAGUAGCGGCCAGUGCCCCAGCUUGUGUUUUCCAGGUGGUUAAAGACGCGGCACGUGUACGGCCCCUAGAGAUUUUUUACAUUUUGUGCUUUAACAUGAAAUACGUCAGUAAAUACUCCACUUGUAAAUUUUGAAGCUUUUAUGAGUCUAAAAAAAAAGGUGGUUGCUGACAAGUGGCUAAAUGAGACUACAGAAAUUUAUCAUGCUGAACACGGCUUUACAGCCUCAUUGUGGUAACGACGUUGAAGUCAUAUGACCAUAGUGUCGAUCAUUUGUAGUCUAACAUUAGCUUUUUACCUCUGGCAGUUGCAUUUUUGCUUCAAAUAUCAUAAAAGUGGUGAAUAUUUGUAAAGAUUAUCUUGCUAAACAAAAUGUAUAACUAUCAAAAACUUUUGUUCACCACAGAGCUUUUU